AUGAUACUAGGUGAUUUUAAUGAAACUUUGGACGUGUCCGAGCACUCGAAUUUUGAUAGCUCGCCGUUAAUAACCUCUGGAAUGAGAAGGUUCCAAGACACUGUAAAUCAUUGUUCCUUGACUGAUAUGGCUUAUCAUGGCCCUCUUUUCAUUUGGAACAAUAAGAGGGGAGCUGAUCUUAUAUCAAAGAAGCUGGAUAGGGUCCUUGUUAAUGAGGUUUGGAAUCAGGACUAUCCUCAGGCCUACUCAGUCUUCGACGCUGGAGGCUGUUCGGAUCACUUACGCUGCCGUAUUCAAAUUAACACGCCAACACUUUCUUCAAGAAGGAAGCCGUUUAAGUUUGUUAACGCAGUUACCACACUUGCGGAGUUUCUACCCAUGGUGAAAGAUUUUUGGGAAAAUACAGAACCUAUUUUCCUCUCAACGUCCUCCCUUCAUAGAUUCUCAAAGAAGCUUAAAAAUUUAAAACCACAGAUAAGGGGUCUGGCGAAAGACAGGAUGGGAAAUCUGGUUAAAAAAUCUCGAGAGGCUCAUGAAGAUCUCUGCAAAAAACAGGAAUUAAAUCUCUGUUCUCCAUCUUCUCAACAUAUGGAGGCUGAGAAUGAAGCUUUUACGAGAUGGGAAUUUGUAGCGGGUCUUGAAGAGAGUUUCCUCAAGCAACGAUCGAAGCUGCACUGGCUGAACAUUGGUGAUCAAAACAAUAAAACAUAUCAUAGUGCUAUCGCUGCUCGAGAGGCGGUAAAUGGAAUCAAAGAAAUACGGUGUCGAGUUGGAACUCUGGUAAAUGAUGAGAAUGGAAUAAAGGAGGAAGCUGAGAGUUUCUUUUGA
Molecule: messenger RNA, 828 nt
Organism: Brassica napus (rape)
Lineage: Eukaryota; Viridiplantae; Streptophyta; Magnoliopsida; Brassicales; Brassicaceae
Exons: 1
Coding region: 1-828 (275 amino acids)
Source: RefSeq, a predicted model, not a curated record